AUGGGACGUGGAAGACUAACAGUCACGGUUUGGAUACAAAUUAUUACAGCCUUGCUCUGUUUGUGUGAUCGGGCUACAGCGCAGCUAUCGUUUUCGGUUUCCGAGGAGGUUGACAAAGGGACGGUGGUGGGAAAUCUUGCUAAGGAUUUACAAAUUAACGUCCACGAAUUGGAAAAACGGGAUCUGCGAGUUGUAUCUGGAAAUUCAAACAAAUAUUUCGACGUGGAUUUAAAAACUGGUGUUCUAUAUGUUUGCGAUAGGAUUGAUCGUGAGGAGCUCUGUCCAAAUACGGUAAAAUGUGCUCUCAAUAUAGAAGCCAUUCUGAGCAACCCGAUGCAUCUGCAUCGCAUAGAAUUUCAGAUUAUUGAUAUAAACGAUAACGCACCAUCUUUUCGUGAACAAGAGAAGACGUUUAAUAUUUCGGAAUCGUCUUUUACAGGGGAGAGGUAUUUACUCCCCAUGGCAAAUGACGCAGACACGGGCAGUAACUCGGUAAAGAGCUACAAGCUGAGUCCAAAUGAAUAUUUCUCAUUAGACGUACAGAGCGGCGGACAACACAGUGAGUCUGCCGAACUGGUGCUGCAGAAAUCUUUAGACAGAGAGAAACAAUCCGUCAUCCACCUGACGUUAACUGCUCUGGACGGAGGAAAACCUGCCAGGUCAGGGACAUUAAAAAUAGUUGUAAAUGUAAUAGAUAUAAAUGACAAUGUUCCGGUAUUUAGCCAACCUCUGUAUAAGGCCCGGGUCACUGAGAAUACUCCGUUUCAGACAUCCAUACUGAUUGUAACAGCUACAGAUUUAGAUGAGGGAAUAAAUGGUGAGAUUGUGUAUUCAUUUAUUGAGAGGGGGAAUCUCAAUCCUGAAACUGUGUUCUUAAUAAACCCAGACACAGGGGAAAUAACUGUAAGUGGAAAAGUAGACUAUGAAGAGAAUACAGCAUAUGAUAUUCGUGUACAGGCAAGAGACAAAGGCACGCCAUCUCGUAGUGUGCAUGGUAAAGUGUUAGUGGAAGUAAUUGACGUUAAUGACAAUAUUCCUGAAAUCAUCAUAACUUCUCUUAUGAGCCCGGUUAAAGAGGACGCUGAGAUAGGGACAGUGGUCGCUUUGGUGACUGUCACUGACAAAGAUGGGGGUAAUAAUGGGCUUACCAGUGCUACAAUUGUUGGGUUGGUGCCCUUUAAACUAAAGCUUAACUACAAAAAUUAUUAUUCAUUGACAGUUGAUGGACCUCUUGACAGAGAGAGUGUUUCUCAAUAUAAUGUCACUAUCACAGCUACGGAUGAAGGCACUCCACCUCUCUCCAGCACCAGUGUUAUUUCUGUUCAUAUUUCUGAUGUGAAUGAUAAUGCGCCUCUAUUCUCAGAGCCUGUGAUUAAUGUAUAUGUGAAAGAAAAUAGUGUAGUGGGAGCUACUAUCUUUACUAUAACUGCAGUUGAUCGUGAUGUUGAAGAAAAUGCAAAAGUAACUUAUUCAUCUUUAGAUGGUAUUUCAAAAAGUAUACCAAUAACUUCAGUUGUAAACAUAAACUCAGAGACCGGAGAUAUAGUCAGCCUGCAGUCUUUUAACUUUGAGGAGUUAAAAACGUUUCAGUUUAAAGUUCAGGCCACAGAUUCUGGUGUUCCUCCGCUCAGCAGCAACGUGACUGUCAAUGUUUUUAUUCUGGAUGAAAAUGACAAUAAUCCAGCUGUUCUGGCGCCCUAUUCUGAGCACGGCUCCGUUAACAGUGAGAGCAUCCCCUAUUCUGCUGAAGCGGGAUACUUUGUGGCAAAGAUCAGGGCUGUAGAUGCAGACUCUGGAUACAAUGCACUGCUUUCUUAUCACCUGUCUGAACCCAAAGGAAACAACCUCUUCCGGAUCGGAACCAGCACCGGGGAGAUCAGGACUAAGAGGAGAAUGAGUGACAAUGACCUGAAAACUCACCCCUUGCUGGUGUUGGUUUCUGAUAACGGAGAACCCUCCCUGUCAGCUACUGUGUCUAUUGAUGUGGUGGUGGUUGAAAGCACAGCUGACAUCCAGACUCAGUUCAGAAAUGUUCCUGUGAAGGAGGACAGCUUCUCUGAUUUAAACCUGUAUCUGCUGAUCGCCAUUGUGUCGGUGUCAGCGAUCUUUCUGCUGAGCCUCAUCAGUUUAAUAGCUGUCAAAUGCCACAGGACAGACGGCAGUUUCAGCAGGUACAGCGCCCCAAUGAUCACCACCCACCCUGACGGGAGCUGGUCUUACUCUAAAGCUACUCAGCAGUAUGACGUGUGUUUCAGCUCUGACACACUCAAGAGUGACAUGGUGGUUUUCCCCGCGCCGUUUCCACCUGGAGAUGCAGAGCUGAUCAGUAUUAACGGAGGAGACACUUUCAACAGGACUCAGACAUUACCUAAUAAAGAAAAGGUAAAAAUAAUGGUACAUAAUACAUAG
This is a messenger RNA of Scomber scombrus (Atlantic mackerel), 2409 nucleotides long. Its product is annotated as protocadherin alpha-2-like. NCBI's taxonomy places the organism in Eukaryota, Metazoa, Chordata, Actinopteri, Scombriformes, Scombridae. Bases 1 to 2409 code for a protein of 802 amino acids. The transcript has a single exon. The record is from RefSeq and is a predicted model, not a curated record. Gene Ontology annotation, biological process: homophilic cell-cell adhesion. Gene Ontology annotation, molecular function: calcium ion binding. Gene Ontology annotation, cellular component: plasma membrane.